AUGCCUAGGGAUCCACUAAUCGGUAUUGUGGGUAAGCCAUCUUCAGGCAAAUCCACCACAUUAAACUCUUUGACGGACGCAGCUGCGGCGGUAGGUGCGUUCCCGUUUACCACGAUCGAACCUAACCAGGCCACGGGCUACCUGCAAGUGGCCUGUGCUUGCUCCCGGUUCGGUAAGGAAGAUCUUUGUAAACCUAACUACGGGUGGUGCAGUCAGGGCAAGAGACAUAUCCCGAUCAAACUGCUGGACGUUGCUGGGCUGGUGCCUGGGGCCCAUUCUGGUAGAGGGCUUGGGAAUAAAUUCUUGGAUGAUUUGAGACACGCAGAUGCGCUUAUCCAUGUCGUGGACGUGAGUGGCACUACGGACUCCGAGGGCAAGAACACAAGAGGCUACGACCCUUUGAACGAUAUAGUGUGGCUGCAGGACGAGAUUAGACUUUGGGUCGAGGGGAACCUGAAGAAAAGAUGGGGGUCGAUUGUGCGUAGACACACGGCGACGAAGUCUAGCAUAGUGGAUACACUGCAAGCGCAAUUCGGUGGGUACGGUUCGCACGCCCCCAUGAUCCAACGAGCCCUAGACAGGCUAAAGGGGCUGCCACCGCUGGAAAAAUGGGACGACGAAUGGAUCACCCGAGUGGUGAAGUCCUUCAUGAUGGAAAAGUUCCCUACCGUGCUGGGCUUGAACAAGAUCGACCACCCGGAUGCGGAUAAAAACGUUUCCAAGAUCAUGUUGAAGUACCCUGACACCAAGGCUGUGCUGACUAGUGCCGUGACUGAAGUGUUCCUAAGGAAAUUGAAGAAGCAAGGCUUCAUAUUGUACGAGGAGGGCACGGAAUUCGUCGACACGUACGAAGACGAGCCUGACAAACUAAAACCACUGGACGACAAUAUCCUCAACAGGAUCGAAAACAUCAGAGAUUUGGUCCUGUACAGGUUUGGGUCCACAGGUGUCGUCCAGGUGCUGCAAGCAGCCACGGACAUCCUUGGGCUGAUACCGGUGUACACGGUGAAGAACGUUCAGACUUUCACGGGGGGCAACGGAACCAACGUGUUCAGAGAUUGUUUUCUGGUCAAGAGAGGCACCCCCGUCGGCAAGGUUGCUAGAUACAUAAUGGGUGGCGAGGUCACCAUCGCAGCCAUCGAAACUGUGGGCGGCGUAAGAGUCAGCGAAGAGAGUCUUGUCGAGCCUGGCAAAAACGACAUCCUUGGCUUUAAGAUCGCCCCAAGAUCAGCAUAA
Saccharomyces eubayanus is the source of this 1236-nucleotide messenger RNA. RefSeq lists its product as uncharacterized. Gene Ontology annotation, molecular function: GTP binding; ATP hydrolysis activity. The record is from RefSeq and is a predicted model, not a curated record. The transcript has a single exon. The coding region runs from base 1 to 1236 and encodes 411 amino acids. Gene Ontology annotation, cellular component: cytoplasm. Lineage: Eukaryota; Fungi; Ascomycota; Saccharomycetes; Saccharomycetales; Saccharomycetaceae.